Messenger RNA from Gongylonema pulchrum, 1965 nucleotides. NCBI's taxonomy places the organism in Eukaryota, Metazoa, Nematoda, Chromadorea, Rhabditida, Gongylonematidae. The record is from the annotation of a GenBank genome assembly.
AUGCAGGACACGAGCCGAGCCGUCUCUGUGCUCAAUGUGAUGUUACAACGACGCUUGAAUGGCAGCGGCGGUCACAGUGGUUCUGUUACGAAGGAACGCUCAAACGGCUUAUGUUUGACACCAACGGCACCGCCGUCAAGCCAGUCGACACAACGAGUUUUGUACUUGCGCACCAGCCCGAAAAAAUCUCUCGCAAACGAUGUUACUGAUUGUGACGGUGGUGUUCCAGCAAUGCAAACCAAAUUGCUGUCGAACAAACAGUCCGAGGGAGAAAAGCAGAGUGUUCCUUCGAUCAAAUAUCCUUCUGAAACUGGUAACCCGGAAGAAAAUCUUUUGAAAAAGCAUCGCAAUGCGAGCGAUGAUGAGAAGGCACUACUCGCAAGAAUGAAUAAUGAUGGCCGCUCUACAAUACGUGAUCGUCUGCCACGUGGACAGACUCGUAAGCUGGCAUCGUUGUUUGAGACAAUGAAUGAUGCGGCCAGCGCAGAAAUGUUCCGUGAAAUGGUCCAUUUGAAGCGGCGUGGCAAGUCAGUUCCGUCUGGAAUCGGCAGCAAAGCGCAUCAGCAUCAGCGCGAUUCCAGUGUCAGUAUGGCGAAACCCAUCCGAGACGAUUCGAGCGUGCAGUUUGGAUCCAAAGUAACUCCAGCAAAUUUCGGCGUGUUCACCGCCCCCUAUAAAACCCCUGUAGGCGGCUUUGCGUCUCCUUGCAAAAGCAGUCCAACCGGUGUUGCGACGCCUUACAAAAGCAGUCCAGCUGGUGUUACUACGCCUUACAAAAACAACUUGGAUUUUGUCAAGACACCUCAGAAAAGUAAUCUAGACGGUGCCAUUACUUCCCAAAAAUACAAUCCAGACAGAGCUACGGCUCCUUACAAAACCAAUUUUGAUGGUAUCACGGAUGCUUGUAAAAGCAAUUCAAACAAUAUUGCUGUUUCCUACGGCAGCGGCAAGGAUGGUUUUACGGCUCUGCGCAAAAGUGGCCGGGAUGAUGUGACGACUAUCUACAGAAGCAACAAAGAAAAUUUCGCGGUUCCUCAUAAAAGCAAUCCGAACGAUGUUGCGGCUUCUUAUAAAAAUAACGGGGAGUACGUCUCGGCUCCUCACAAGAACAGUUCAAAUGAUGUUAUGGCUUCUUACGGAAACAACAAUGGCCCUCGCGAAAGCAAUCGAAACAACGUUGCGGCUUACAGAAGCAAUGGAGAAGGUUUCUCUGCUCCCUACAGAAGCAACCCGGACGCUUCCACAGCUCCAUACAAAAGCAACAGGGAACGUUUCACGGCCCCGCACAGCAAAACUUCCGAAAGUGCUGCGGCUCCCUACAGAACCAAUGGAGGAGGCUUUACAGCUCCUUAUAAAAGCGAUCCAGCUGGUACAGAUUCUCCAUACAAAAACAAUAGAGGAGGUUUCAGUGCUCCUUACGGAAACAAUCCAGAAACUGUUGCAGCUCCAUACAAAAGCGAAAGGGAAGUUUUCGCGGCUCCGCACAAUAACAUUAUCGACAAUGCGGCGGCCCCAUACAGAAGUAAUGGAGAAGACUUCAAAGCUCCCUAUAAAAGCAGUUUAGUUGAUGGUGAUGCUCCGUACAAAAACAACAGAGAGCAUUACACGGCUCCUUACAGAGGCAAUCCGGAGGCUGUUGCAGCUCCUCCGUACAAAAACAACAGAGAGGGCCUCAUGGUUCCGCACAGUAGUAUUCCGGACAGUGCUGCGGUUCCGUAUAGAAACAACGGAGAAGGCUUCACAGCUCCUUACAAAAGCAAUCCAGACGGUGUGGCUCCCUAUCGAGGCGACAGAGCUUUUAGUGGUGCUUAUAAAAGCAGGCCAGAUGCUCCUAUAGCUGCUCAUGAAGACUAUUUGGACGAUGUCGUAGAUCCCUACAAAAGCAACGAGUUCAAGGAAAGAACGGAAAAAAGCAAGGAAAUUGUUCCGGACACCUGCAGUGUACGCAAAAUUGUGAAUCGGUGA